AUGUUUUUGAUUUAAUUCAUUUUACUAAAUGGUAUAUUAACAAAGUAAAUUCAAGAAGAGGAGGUUAAGAGAUAUUCAAUAAUUCAUGGAAGAAUAUCAAAUAUAUAAGUUCGAAUAGAGAAUGUAUUUAAUGUUGAAAUACAUCAUUUAAAUAAAACAUUAAAUGAAACUAAAGAAGGUGCAGAUCCAUCAUUAUUGUUUGCUGAUUUCUGUUAACCUAAGAAUCCAUCAAUAUAUUUAGAGUAGAUUCAAUCUAUAAAUGUAUGUGCAGACUAAUGUUAAAUAAUAAUUCAAAAUAAUAAAGUAAAUUUAAUGCUAAAAAAUAGAUUUAUAGUAUAUUGCCUGGUUAUUUAAAAGUAUUAGAGAUGAAUGAUGAAUAAGGAUUUACUUUUUUUAGUGAAACUUUAUUAUAAAUUUCAUAAAAUUUGUCAGAAAUAUUGAUUACGAUAAAUAUUUCAUAAGACUAUAAAUUAAUAAUUCUUGAUGGUUUAAACUUAUUCAUAAUAAAUAUUGAUUAAAAUGAUGAACCAAACAAACCAAUAGAAUUGGCAACAUAAAUAGAUGUAGUUACAUAGAUAUUAUAUUAUGAUAAUUUAAUAUAUGUAUUUGGAAAUAAUACUUUGGAAAUUUAUUUAAUAUAAGAUAAACAUGUUGAGUAGAUUCAAUCAAUUAACUUAUCUAAAUAUGAAACUUAAAAUUUAAAUAUUGUUGGAAUAAAAUUAAAAAGUCCAAAUCAUAUUAUAUGGAUCUCAGAAUCAAGUUUAGGUUAUGUAUAAUUAGAUGCAUAAUUAAAACCAAUUUAAUUUAAUUCUCUUUUUAGGUUGGAUGGUAAAAUAAUAGAUGUAGAAAUCUAUGAGAAAUUGACAUAUGUAAUUUAGAAGCUUAAUAAUAAAUUAAAUUUAUAGUAUGUUUUAGAAUAUGAAGAAGGUUAAUUAAAAUAGAAUCUUAGUUUAACAACUAAGGUUCGUUAAAUAUUUUCUACUUAAAAUGUAUAUAUAUAUAUAUUAAUUAAUUAAUAGUACAUAAUAAUAUUAUAGGAGAACUUGAUUCAGUUGGCGUUUGCUAAGAUAGAGACGUAGUAAUUAUUUAGUAAGAAUAUAUUGGAGAAUACUAAUAAGAUUUUAAAAUAUGAUUAGGCUAAAUUAAUAGUGCAAUAAUAAAAUGAAAUAGUUUAGUAUGAAAUAAAGCCAUAGUCAGCAUAAUUGGUAUGUGAACCAAAUUAGAAUUAUUCAACUGGAACAUAUAUGAUGGAAUUAAGGGUUGGUUAUUUUAUUAAUGAGACAAAAGCAUAUCAUAAUUAAUUAGUAGAAAUUAACGUGUAUUUUGAAAUAUUUGAGAAUGGGAAUGUUGGAUUGUAUGUGGGUUUAACAAUAGGAUUUGCAAUGACUUUUAUGACAAUGAUUAUAUUUUGUGUAUUCUUUUACAAACUAAAAGCAAAGUAUCAAUUAGUAAGUGAGUCAUAUCAUAAAAAUUCAACUGAAUUUACUAUUGAAUGA
Molecule: messenger RNA, 1496 nt
Organism: Paramecium sonneborni
Lineage: Eukaryota; Ciliophora; Oligohymenophorea; Peniculida; Parameciidae
Source: the annotation of a GenBank genome assembly